UGGUUGAUAAGCAAGAUUGAGGAGGGAUAAGAGCACAAUGAGCCGGGUAGUCGUCGUGCUCCUUCUGCUCUUAUCGACCCUGUUGAGGGGAGAGGAGAACAGCAGCAGCAGUUCGUCACCUCCACGAGGCUACGGAGAUCCCUGCACUUGUGAUCGUGACUGCGACCUCAAUCAGUGGCUGACAUGUCAGGAGGGGCGUUGCCUCUGCCUCGCGCCCAGUCUCAAGUUUGACCAUCACCGCACCUCUUGCGUCGUCCGGCUGGGUCAGAAGUGCUUCGAGGUGGUUGGAGGCCAGUAUCCCAACCGCCCUCCCUUUAUUCGCUGUGUGGAGGGCGCCUUUUGCAGCAUCAGCGUUGGCGGACUCUGCGCCUGCAACACCUACGGCUACUACGAGUCGCAAGACGGGACCAGGUGCGAACCGAGGAAGGAAUUCGGAUCCAAGUGCGAAAACCCACUCGAGUGCAAGACGGACGCUUGCAGUUUGGAGGAUGGGUGCACUUGUCGGGAAGGUCAAUACUACGACUUCGAGCGAGAAAAAUGUUUGGGUCUCGUCGGCGCUUUCUGCUUUAUGGACACGGAGUGCACUCUCAACGCCAUUUGCAACGAUGUCGAGGCCAAAUGUGUUUGUGGUCCAGGAUUCUCUUCCUCCACACCAGGUCAACCUUGCGCCCCACAACUCCGACUCGGCGACCCUUGUGGUGGCUCACUCACCACCAAUUCUACCACCGCCGCCACCAACUGCAACAAUCCCAGCCUGUCCUGCAUCCAAAAUCGAUGCGAAUGCCGUUACCCAAACCACCAAAUUGUGGAUACGACCACGGCGAGUUGUCUCUCGAUGGUUAGAUCCGCCCCCUGCUCGAGUGACGCUCUUUGUGUUUCUGGAGCCAAAUGUGUUCAAGACGCAGCGACGGGAUUUUCCGAGUGUCGCUGCAGUCCAGGUCAUCUCGAGGUGGGUGAUGGGUCCUGCCAACCCUUCAAAACCUGGGGCGAUGUCUGCACGUCCGCGGAAGAAUGUGACCCCAUAACGCCACUCGUUUGCAAGGACGGUCACUGCGACUGUCCCGACUCCCUCGCCACUUUUGACUCUGAGAGGAGAACGUGUCGCGGGCUGCAUGGAUUUCGUGGCUGUGCAAACGACGAGUCCUGCACCCAAUUCGCCACCUGUGUUCAAAGCAAUGCCAAACUGCCAGCCAAGUGCUUCUGCCAAACCCCGUCGUACAAACCUAACAGAGACCGAACAUGUGUUCCUGCAUAA
This is a messenger RNA of Folsomia candida, 1255 nucleotides long. Its product is annotated as multiple epidermal growth factor-like domains protein 10. Lineage: Eukaryota; Metazoa; Arthropoda; Collembola; Entomobryomorpha; Isotomidae. Bases 38 to 1255 code for a protein of 405 amino acids. The record is from RefSeq and is a predicted model, not a curated record. The transcript has 2 exons.